Molecule: messenger RNA, 955 nt
Organism: Colletotrichum destructivum
Lineage: Eukaryota; Fungi; Ascomycota; Sordariomycetes; Glomerellales; Glomerellaceae
Product: Putative rmlC-like cupin domain superfamily, rmlC-like jelly roll protein
Exons: 4
Coding region: 351-833 (160 amino acids)
Source: RefSeq, a predicted model, not a curated record
UUGUGUGUGUGUGUGUGUCUUACCUUAGCUAAGCCAAUACGCUGGCAAGUAGCCAUCCAACCUUGUCGGAGUCCCCCAAUUCUGACUGCAAGGCCGGACUCCCUUCUUGUCUCCCGUUGGCCGGUUGGAUAAUUGUGAUAACUAGACUUUCACUCCUCUCGUCGUACCUUCCUUGCUUGUUCCAAUUUGGAAAGGAAACAGCACACGCCAAAGAAACAAAAACAAAACCUCCGAUCCGGCAUGGGAGUUUGUUAAAUAAGCGAAGAAAAGGGAGACAUUCACGAAGAACCUGGUAAAGUAGAGAGACAAGGAUCGGUACAGCAAACAAGAACUGCAACAGGUCGCCCAAGAUGCCCCUCCGCGGACCCGUGCCGGUGAAGCUGUGCAAGAAGGAGGACAGCGAGGUGGUCCGCGUAGGGCCCAUGACGGUUUACAUCUUCGAGGACGGCAGCAACACAGACAACCGGAUCGGGUGCAUGACGCUGGAGCUGCCGCCCGCGGCAUCCGGGCCGCCGAUGCACUGGCACCGCUUCCACGACGAGUGCUUCCUCGUGACCAAGGGGACGGUCCGGUUCACGACGCCAGAUGGGGACGUCGACGCUGAGGAGGGGCAGCUGAUGGUCGUGCCGCCGCGGGCGAUCCACACCUUCUCCAACCCGUCAGAGACCGAGCCGGCCGAGUUCUUCAUGACGUCUACCCCAGGAUACUACAUGGAUUACUUCCGCACCAUGAGCAAGACCGUCGCCGAGGGGAAGAAGCUGUCCCGGGAGGAGACGCAGCACCUGAUGGCCCUCUUCGGGACAUUCCCGCCGGAUGUGGAGUCGGAGCCGUAGGCUGGGGCCGGCAAUGGUCAAUGGAUGUGCCCCCUAUCUCUCUUUAUCUCUCUCUUUAUAUCUCUCUAUCUCUCUCUCUCUCUCAGAGGGUUUUCGGGGGCAUCAAUGGAGAAAUCGAAUGU